AUGGUGAGAACUCGUGGUGCUUCCUCCAAGAAGAUCCCUGCUUCUCAAUCCCAAAAGGUGCCAUCUCCUUCGCCUCCUCCAUCUGUGUCAACAACGCCUCUUUCUGUUCCAGCAGCUGCAACAUCUGUUGGGAAGACUUGCAAAUCCAAGGCACGCAAGAAGGUGUUCUCCCUCUCAAAUGAACACCCCAUGGUGUUUCCAGAUAUCUCUGCUGACAUUGUUGAUGUUGCACCACCAUCUGAAGUGGUGGUGCCCUCUCGAGCCAAGGACCCAUCUCCUCUUCCGAUUGAUUUGUCUCUGGCGGCUAGGGCAAAAUCAAAAUCUGUUUCAUUUUCUUCCAAAGCUGCUGCUGCUGGGUUGCUCCAAUUGCCCUUGAAGCCUAGCCAGUCCAAGAAAAAUUCUGUGACUCCAAAAAGGAAGUUGGGGUUGGACAUGUCUUCUUCCCCCUUGACUGCUGCCACGAAAAGACUGAAGGCUCAUCCUCCAUCUCUGUCUUCCUCUGAAUCUGACCCUGAGGAAGCAAAGUCAGAAUCUGAAGCAACCCGUGAUACCACACUGUCUGAUGAAAUGGUUCCUGACAAUACAGAAUCAGAGGCUGAGUCUGAUGAGCCAGAAAAAGAAGACAUUGUCCCCUCUGAACAAGAAGCCGAAUCUGACUCAGAACCAAUUGCAACUCCUUUGUCAUCCAAGGCUAAAGGAAAGAGACCAAUUUCUGAUCCUACACUUUCUCCAAAACAUUCAGUCAAGGAAUUCUAUGCAAAUCUUACUAAUGAAAUUAUAGAACCUAAAUCUUCUGUGUAUAAUAAAGUGUUUGUUAGGGGCCAUUGGUUCUCUUUUUCUCCUCAAGACAUUGCCCUUGCUUUGCAUCUUCCCCUUGAUGUCGAGGAUGAUGAUGAUGUUGCCUCUCUUGACAAGGACAUGGUUAACUCUGAAUUGGUAGGGCAAAAAAUGGUAUGGCCAUCUAAUACAGUCAUCUCGGUCUCAAAUCUCACCUACACUUAUGCUGUCCUCCAUAAGUUUGCCACAACAAAUUGGAAGUCCACUUCUCACACCUCCACUAUCUCUUUUGAUAUGGCAUCAUUUUUGUACAAGAAAAAAGAUCUCCAACGUGAUCAAGAAGACUUGGUGGCUCCCACUACUACUGCUUCCUACAAGGCCUCUGCUCUUACUGAAGCCACUGCUGCUCUAUCAACCAAGAAAGUCAAGCCCCAAUCUCUGAAGAUUGCCUCGGAUGACUUUCCUCAUGCCUCCUCCUCUGUUGCCACAGAUUCAGGACUUGUUGCAACAGAAAUAGCUGCUGUUUGA
This is a messenger RNA of Humulus lupulus (European hop), 1305 nucleotides long. RefSeq lists its product as uncharacterized. Lineage: Eukaryota; Viridiplantae; Streptophyta; Magnoliopsida; Rosales; Cannabaceae. The coding region runs from base 1 to 1305 and encodes 434 amino acids. The record is from RefSeq and is a predicted model, not a curated record. The transcript is spliced from 3 exons.